This is a messenger RNA of Limanda limanda (common dab), 706 nucleotides long. Its product is annotated as C-reactive protein-like. NCBI's taxonomy places the organism in Eukaryota, Metazoa, Chordata, Actinopteri, Pleuronectiformes, Pleuronectidae. The record is from RefSeq and is a predicted model, not a curated record. The coding region runs from base 35 to 706 and encodes 223 amino acids. The transcript is spliced from 5 exons.
UUUCAUACUACUGGACUACUUGGAUUUUGGCAAAAUGAUCGUUCUGCUUGUCAUGGCGAUGCUGACAGCAUGUGCUGCAGUUACUCAAGAUUUGUCGGGUCGAAUGUUCACUUUCCCACAGGAAACCAACACUGCUCAUGUGAAGCUGAACGUAGCACAAAAGGAAUUAAGUGCUGUAACUGUCUGUCACAGGUCCUUUACUGACCUCAAAAGAGACCACGGCCUCUUCUCUCUGGCCACAUCCUCCAACCACAAUGACUUCCUGAUUUAUUGGAUUGAAGCAUCUAAGGCGAUGUCGCCCCAUAUCAGGGACAAACGGGUAGACUAUGGAUCGUUCGACUACAAGCCGAACACGUGGCACUCCAUUUGUACCACAUGGGACUCUAAGUCUGGACUGGUGCAGCUGUGGUUUGAUGGAAUACCCUCGAUUAGAAGGUUCAUCAGCUCUGGGUCCAACAUCAAAGGAACCAUGAUGAUUACUUUAGGACAGGAGCAGGAUUCCCACGGUGGGGGAUUUGACAUUAAACAGUCUUUCGUUGGCAUGAUGUCGGACGUCCACAUGUGGAACUACAUCCUUUCCUCCUGCGAGAUCCAGAAAUACGUGGAUGCAAACCACUUCACUCCAGGGAAUGUGAUCAACUGGAAUGCACUGGACUUCCAGAUUGUAAACAAUGUGUUGAUUGAGGAUAAAUGGAAGUCAUGUUAG